GCGGCGAGAGAGUUCGAUUCGCUUCCGGCUCCUCGGGGCUCCUCUCUCAUUGGACGGUUCCGCGCGUUGCCCCGGUUGCCGGGCGGCGAGGCUGUGAUUGGCUGGUCAGCGCGCAGACGCUGUGGCUCUGCGAUGGCCGGGAGGAACGUGGUGUUCGUGACCGGCAAUGCCAAGAAGCUGGAGGAGGUCCUUCAGAUCCUCGGGGAUGCCUUUCCGUACAAACUGGUUGCAAAAAAAAUUGACUUGCCGGAAUACCAAGGGGAACCAGACGAUAUCUCCAUUCAGAAAUGCCGGGAAGCAGCAAACCAGAUUCAGGGUCCUGUUAUAGUGGAAGACACCAGUUUGUGUUUUAAUGCCUUGGGGGGCCUCCCAGGGCCAUACAUAAAAUGGUUUCUAGAGAAGUUAAAACCAGAAGGUCUGCACAAACUGUUGGCGGGGUUUGAAGACAAGUCUGCGUAUGCUCUCUGCACCUUUGCAUUCAGCACGGGAAAUCCAGAGGACCCGGUAAAGCUGUUCAGAGGCCAAACUUGUGGUCGCAUUGUUGAACCCAGAGGCCCCAGAGACUUUGGCUGGGAUCCUUGCUUCCAGCCUGAUGGUUACGACCAGACGUACGCAGAGCUGCCCAAGGCAGUGAAGAACUCCAUCUCUCAUAGGUACAGAGCACUGAAAGAGCUCUCCAGUUACUUCAGUCAGCAGAACAACCCAGCAGAGGCAGCCUCCAGUCCCAGUUAGGUUCCAAUGUCUUGGGAUACAUCCACCCUGCCAUAAAACCCCACAGCACCCGAGCUUCAGCCCAGCUCAAUUUGACUCAGGGUCGCGGGGCUUGGGCUGCUGGGCUAAAACUUGCAUUCUCCUCAGGCAGGAAGCUGGCUCAGAGACCUUCCCCGUCUGGUCGGUUUUCAGAGUCUGGCCUCUAGCCAGAACUCGAAUGUUUACAGUGCCAUUUUUAGUCCUGCAGCCAGAGCCCUAUGCACCAAAAUCAGCUGACCCAGGCCAGGUGCAAGUCUCUGAUUGCAAUGAAGAUGUACCCUUCGGACACCAUUCUUUUCCAAAGACUUGUAUGUGAAAUGUGGGGUCCUUUUAGGGUUGUCUGUGCAGUCUAUGUAGAAUAAAGCUGCUCACUUUAAAACUGGCAUGGUUUUCUGUUCCCUUUUGUUCCUUCUGAGGAGUCUGCAAAAGCCAGUGGGUCUGUUCUGAUUUGCAGGGGCUGAAGUGUACUGGGUACAGUUUGAUAUCAGCAUUAUCACACAGUUUGUCCCUGGAUAGUGGCGUUUGUGCAGCUCAUUCCACCGCUUCUGUUUUCUGCUAUGCUGCUGCCCUAUCAACAGGAUUUUGGUAGGUGGUGGAAAGGUCAGUCAGUCGUUGCACAAAAUCAGUGGGGAGAGAUGACCCUCAUUUUCCCUUUCUCCCUCUUUUCAUGUAUUAUAACCCUGGUAGCUAAAAAGCCUCUAUAAAGUAUCUGACAGCUAGCCUAACCAUAUGAAAAUGUUAUGCAAAGGUCCCUACCACAUCCAGAUGCAAUUUACAGCAGUAGUUUGCUGUGUACUGAUGGAAGAAACAAGACAAACACAUUUAAGUAAUUUACCUGGACCUUCUGCCUUAAUACAUUGAUUGUAGCUUUUGCAGUAACUACUGUAUCCUCACACCUGUGCUCCUGUGAUUUCCUGCUGGAAUUUUGGGGACUAUAUUCCUCUUACAGAAGCGUUAAAGGAAUACUAUUCUCCCCCAAAGUAGUGCUACAUCAUAAUUCUAAUCCCCUCUGUAAUGAAUCUAGUAAACUUGAUGGGUGGUACUAAAAAAAAAAAAA
Pelodiscus sinensis (Chinese soft-shelled turtle) is the source of this 1807-nucleotide messenger RNA. It is a transcript of the gene ITPA, whose product is annotated as inosine triphosphatase. Gene Ontology annotation, cellular component: cytoplasm. The record is from RefSeq and is a predicted model, not a curated record. NCBI's taxonomy places the organism in Eukaryota, Metazoa, Chordata, Testudines, Trionychidae. Gene Ontology annotation, biological process: nucleoside triphosphate catabolic process. Gene Ontology annotation, molecular function: nucleoside triphosphate diphosphatase activity.